Messenger RNA from Chondrus crispus (carragheen), 2636 nucleotides. RefSeq names its product Serine/threonine protein kinase. Bases 1 to 1485 code for a protein of 494 amino acids. Gene Ontology annotation, biological process: protein phosphorylation. The record is from RefSeq and is a predicted model, not a curated record. The transcript has 2 exons. Gene Ontology annotation, molecular function: protein serine/threonine kinase activity; ATP binding. Lineage: Eukaryota; Rhodophyta; Florideophyceae; Gigartinales; Gigartinaceae.
AUGGAAGUCGUCUUGCCGCGCCUUAACUUCGAACCGGACGUCGCCGCCAUGUCCACCCCGCACUUCAACCCCGCUGACUUCGUCACCCCGUGCGGCUCGCCGACCGAGCCGCCCUUCAUGAACAAGCUGCCGCUCCCGGCCCCGUCUCCGCCCUCGCUGGGCCGCCAGCGUCUCGACGCCUUCGACAUUGUCUGCCUCAUUGGCAAGGGCGGCUUCGGCAAAGUCUUCCUCGUUUGUCACAAGGCCACGGGCUACACUUACGCCAUGAAAGUCAUGGAGAAGGACGUCCUCGUCGAGCGCAAGGCCGUCCGUGACGCCCAUUCAGAGCGCAACGUUCUCGCCAUGGUCGGCCAAUACGACCUCCCGUUCAUUGUCCAACUCCAUGUCGCCUUCCAGACCUCGCAGCGCGUCUACCUCGUCAUGGACUUUGCAGCCGGCGGCGAGCUCAUGUUCCACCUGCGCCGCGAGGCCAUGCUCAGCGAAGACGCCGGCCGCUUCUACGCGGCCGAACUCCUCAUCGCCCUGGAGUCGUUGCACGACAUGAACAUCGUACAUCGCGAUAUCAAGCCCGAGAACGUCCUGCUGGACAACGAAGGCCACCUUGUUUUGACCGACUUCGGCCUCGCGAAAGAUAUCACCGGGCUGGGCGACCAGGCACACUCGUGGUGCGGGUCCGAGGACUACAUGGCUCCGGAGAUCCUCGCCCGCCAGCAACACACGGGGAAGCCGGCAGACUACUGGGCCUAUGGCGUGUUUAUCUUCGAUUGCCUGUGCGGCCAUCCGCCGUUUUCGCCGCUGCAUGAGAAGGGAAAGCUCACACGCAAGCGCUUGCAUGACCGAAUUUUGAAGUGCAAGUACAAGCUUCCUUCGUAUCUCACGCCUCAGUGUCAUUCACUGCUGCGCAAACUCCUAACGAAGGACCCGGCGAAGCGUCUGACAGACCCCGCGGAAAUCAGGAAGCAUCCCUGGUUCAAGACCGUCGACUGGGAAGCGAUGGAAAAGAAGCAAGUGACGCCCCCGAUUCUUCCUACCCAGGGCUCACCGACGGCGUGCUUCUCCCCCUCCCUCACAAGCAUGGCCUACUCUGCCCCCCACUCCCCUCUAACCUUAACUGCCCCUUCCAACGGGAUCCCUAUCCCUGUCGCCAUGGAGAAGGGCACCAUGGCAGGCGAAGCUCUUGCUGGUCAGGUUUCUGAUGCCAUCUGGCAAGGCUUCUCCUUUGUGGCCCCUGGCAUGGAGGUUCACUUCGAGCUCGCACCGGCUUUUGAAGACCGGUCCCCGCUCCAUAGCUCCGUACCGGGCAGCGGUUUCGCUCUUACCAGUAACAGCGCUGAAGGCCCCGUGUUCCUUGGGCCGUCGCAUGCAGCCGCGGAUUGCGGGGUGACGGCGGCCGUCGCGGAGGAUGAUCCUCUUGUUGCCGAACUCGAAAGUUUUUCGCUGGACGCGGCAAAGGCAGUAGAGAUUGUCGAUGGCGACGAUGUUUAGAUGGGGUUGCAUUUUGUUGAAAAGCAAUAAAUGAUGAUGCUGCCGCAACUACAUCAUGCGCGCUCUGUUUCUUAAGGAUGUCCUCAGUAGUGCUGCAAAUCCGGAAUGAGGAGAAUGGCUUCAAAGAUUGUACGCGAUGCUGGUGUUUGUGCUCUAUGCUGCGAGGCUUUUGUGUCAUAUCUUAGGGUGUGACGAGAUUUAUUUGCAGCGUAUGACACAGCGACACGAGCAGAAAUUGAAUAUACCGUAUGCACUCAAAAGGAAGUCGCCGUUCGGCCAGCAAUCAGCUCGUCGACAAAACAGACAUGUGUGACAAGCAAGCAAAUCACACCUCCACUACACUGACAGCGCAACCAGCGGCACCAGCUGCAAAACCCCUGCCCCGGAUACUCCCCCCGAUACUGCCCCGAUAUUGUACUUACUGUACACUCCUCCCAAUAAAUGGCCCACACUCUCUCGGCUUACAGCCACCCCCAGGACGCUUCUCGACGCUUCAUUCAAUGAGUCGCGAAUAUCUAUUGCUGCAACCUGAUUGGCCUUCUGCAAAAUGCAGCCCGGCAUCUCGGCACAAGCACUAUCUCACAUUAAAAUCCCGCCCCCUCUUUGGAAUCUACAAGUCUCCGAUAUUUUCAAAAAGGCUAAGCACCAACAGCCAGCCGAGUAGCAUGAACGACUUCUUCACUCACGCCACAUCGAAAAACAUGGACCCUCUUACUUCGUCUCCGACACGCUCACCCGCUCUGCCGCCGCGCGGCGCGCCGCUCGGGGGAAAGACAUGCCCCGCCCUGCACCAGUCGCACUCGCCAAAGUGCGGCCGAGGGCCUGCCCAUGUGCCGCAUCAACCUUUACCACCGAUGCCGUCGUUGGUGCUCGCGCACCCGAGCAACAUCACCACGCAAGAGGAACCUGUCGUUACCGUGCAACAAGAGCAACAGGAGGAACACCAGCUGCCAAAGGAGAACGAAUACGAGCACUCAAGCGUGCACGGCUAUACCUUCAGCGCCGGGAAUACGAUCGUCACAAAGCAGGAGUAGUGAUCGUUGGUGUGGAUGUGCGGUGGCGCCAGGCGCUGCGUUGCUAUACGUUCACAUCGACCAACUUGUAAAAUCAGAAAUCAGAUCCAGUUCGAUCUCGUCUGUUUGUUCUCUACU